AAUGAAGGGGAAAAAAUCGGCGAUUAUUUCUAUAAAUAAUCAACCUCUCUGCUGUGCAUUGCAUUUAGUCAAUCGCAGAGCAUUGAUAUGGCUAAGUGUUUAUAAUAUUCUCUUAAUUAAAUCAGUGUUGAUCGAACUGCGCGUAAUAAAAUAAUUAAUCGGACUGUGUUGAUUGAGUGUUGGUUGAUUUUAAAAUGCCUGUUCGACCGCUUAUCUGGAUCUGUUUUCUGAUGUUUUGCAAUGAUGUGAACUGUCUGACAUCGUCUAAUGAAGAUCAGACGAUUACGUUAGAAGAAUGCCUUCGUAUGCUGCCCGAGAAUAGCAGCGUAAUCCAAAGUCAAAUGAAACCAAAAUCAAAGUGUGAAACUAACGGUUGUGUGAAAGUGGCCGCACAGAUAUUGGAUUACAUCGACAGCAACCUCGAUCAAUGCGAGAACUUCUAUCAAUUCGCAAAUGGUCGGUUCAUAAACGAAACCACCAGCGAGACUGAAGACGAUGAAUCGCAGAGUCUCUACUCAACCGUUUCGGAUUUGGUGAACAAAAAAGUUGGUCCGCUGCUGAGCGAACCUAUACAGCCGAACGAAUGGAAACCAUUUCAGUUGGCCAAGAAUUUUUAUGCGUCUUGUGUGAAUCAGAAGAUCAUUGUCCGACGUGGAAAUCAAGAGUUGAUCGAUCUUUUGGAUGCGCUCGAGGGUUGGCCGGCAGUAAAGGGUAGCUCAUGGUUGAGCCGUGAGUUCGAUUUGAUUCGGCUCAUGGGAAAAGUGAAGGAACUGGGAUUCGACACGGAUAUCAUUUUUGAUGUCAGCGUUGACGUGGAUCCGAAAAAUACGACCAACCGAGUGCUGCAUAUCUCGAGCGGAAGCUACGAAAUGGACGAAGAUAAUAGCAAAAAAGGCUUGGCGAAAUAUCGCCAGAAAAUGUUUCAAAAAUCGGCCAUUUUCACAGACAAAAAAGAUGAAAAGGCCAAAGUUAGGAUUAGAAAAGAAAUGGAAAAGGUUUGGUCUUUUGAGAAAAUGCUGAGCGAGAUAUCUUCUGAUACUGAUGAUGACGAAGAUGAAAGCGAUGACGCUGACACCAAUACUGAAAACGCAAUUGAUUCGGAUGAUGUUGAGGAUGAUUCUGAUGAGGAGGACGGUUCUGAUCCAGUUUAUUCGAUAAAGCAGCUCCAAGAAUCCUAUCCGUAUUUGAACUGGCUCGACUAUAUCAAUGCACUUCUGCCAAGCGGACUAAAUGUGACCGAAGACGAGCCCGUUGUGAAUAUGAGUCCACAAUUUUUUGAGAGACUGGCGAAAGUGAUGAAUGCAACAUCAGAACGCACAAUGGCCAAUUACAUUGUUUGGCGAGCGGUUUACAGCGCAUAUAAAUUGCAGACAUUUGAAAGUGGCAAGGCUCGUCGAGGGAAAUGUAUCAAUUUGACGUCAAAAAUCUUCUCAAUCCCAGUUGGCAUUUUAUACUCUCGCAAAUACUUUAACGAAAACUCACGGCAAGCAGUCAUCAGUUUAGUGGAAGAUGUGCGCCAAGCCUUCAUUGACAUACUCGCUGGCGUUACCUGGAUGGAUGAAGUAACGCGACAGAAAGCUAUCUCAAAAGCCGAAAAUAUCAUAGCGCAUGUUGGCUAUCCGAAUGAACUGUACGAAAAUGAUGGACUCGAAGAGUAUUACGCAGAGCUGGAAAUGGAACCUGACACGUUUUUCAAAAAUAAUUUGCGAUGGAAUUUAUUCAGCCUCAACCAUCAAUUGAACAGUUUGCGACAACCGGUUAAUAGAUCAGGAUGGGAGGAAGUUUUGGACUUGGAUCCAACUGAAGCUAAUGCUUUUUAUGAUCCUAGCAGAAACUCAAUGCAAUUUCCCAUCGCAAUCCUCCACGAACUGUUCUUCGCUAUGGACCGACCGCAAUACAUAAAUUAUGCGAGCUUGGGCAAUACAGUUGGACACGAAAUUACCCACGGCUUCGAUGACAACGGACGAAAGUAUGAUCUCAACGGAAAUUUGAUCAAUUGGUGGAACGCAGAGGCUAGGCGAAAAUUCUCAAAGGAAGCAGAAUGUUUCAUCGACCAGUACAACCAUUAUACCGAUCCCAAAACCAAUUUAACGGUUGACGGAGAUUACACACUGAACGAGAACAUGGCUGACAACGGUGGUACCCGAGCUGCUUACUACGCAUAUCUAAAUUGGAUUCAACGGAACGGUGCUGAAAGCCUUGUACCGGGUGUAAAGUAUAAUCAAAAGCAACUGUUUUGGAUUUCCUACGCUCAAGCGGAAAGUUCUGUGGAUGGUCAGACUUCGUUCACUUAUCUCAUCGAAAACGAUUCGCAUGCACCAAAUGAGUUUCGGGUCAAUGGAGUAGUUAGUAAUCUACAGGAGUUUGCAAAUGAUUUUAAUUGUCCUGUCGGCACCAAAAUGAACCCGCUGAAGAAGUGCAGAGUGUGGUAGUGAUGAUAUGAUUUAAUGUAUGAAUACGCAAAUGAAAUGAUUCACAAACGUAAACUGAUAUUUUGUAUAAGCCGCUACAAAGAU
Messenger RNA from Bradysia coprophila, 2516 nucleotides. RefSeq names its product neprilysin-2-like. Gene Ontology annotation, biological process: protein processing. Gene Ontology annotation, cellular component: plasma membrane. The record is from RefSeq and is a predicted model, not a curated record. NCBI's taxonomy places the organism in Eukaryota, Metazoa, Arthropoda, Insecta, Diptera, Sciaridae. Gene Ontology annotation, molecular function: metalloendopeptidase activity.